Messenger RNA from Conger conger (European conger), 5354 nucleotides. RefSeq names its product trafficking protein particle complex subunit 8 (gene trappc8). Gene Ontology annotation, cellular component: cytoplasmic vesicle; TRAPPIII protein complex; phagophore assembly site. Gene Ontology annotation, biological process: protein localization to phagophore assembly site; endoplasmic reticulum to Golgi vesicle-mediated transport. Bases 141 to 4541 code for a protein of 1466 amino acids. Gene Ontology annotation, molecular function: protein binding. Lineage: Eukaryota; Metazoa; Chordata; Actinopteri; Anguilliformes; Congridae. The record is from RefSeq and is a predicted model, not a curated record. The transcript has 30 exons.
UCGAUCAGCAGGCAACUGUAGAAUUCAACAUGGCUGCUCUGGGCUGUCACUAAGGGGAGUUGUUUUCAACUUAGAGGCGCUUUAGCCUUGUGAGCAAGCCGAGGAAAAUUAUUCCAUAACCUGAUUCUUCGAGGAUCACGAUGGCGCAGUGCGUUCAGUCUGUGCAAGAGUUCAUCCAGGACUCGUUCGUGCCUAUGGUGGCCGUCCUGUGCAGCGAAGAUGCGGAGAAAGUGACUCGUAAAAACAACCUGAAUUUCUCCGAGCUGGUGAGGCCUUUUUGUAGGCUCACCUCAGAAGGUCACAUGAGAGAUCCCAACAACCAGAUCCAGCUGGUGAAGAACCUGAAGAUCAGCGUGUCCAACGUGGUGACGCAGCCCCCCAAGCCUGCCCUGAUCCGGAGGCUGCUGGACGAGGUGGUGUCUGUCUGCCAGCCCGCCGACGCCCUCGUGGCCAACGUCAUCACCGCCGGCGACUACGACCUGAACAUCAGCGAUCGAUCACUUAAAGCCAGUGUCCCCUGGUACAAUAGUUGGAAAGAGACACUGGGGGAACUGAACACUUCCAAGUUCUACGCAGCAACCACCCCGUGGUUUGAGGCUUACCGCGAGAACUUCCUCCAGUCCAUGCCAGCUUCUGAACACGAGUUUCUCAACCAUUAUCUGGCGUGCAUGCUGGUGGUGUCGUCGGGCGAGGCGUCGCCCGUGGAGCAGUUCCUGAAGCUGUCGCAGGAGCAGCACCGCAUCCAGCACAGCGGGGAGCACAGCUUCCCCAAGUGGUUCAUCCCCAACACGCUGAAGUACUACGUCCUGCUGCACGACAUCGCCGAGGGAGACGAGAGCAGGGCAGACGCUGUGUACGAGGACAUGAAGCAGAGGUACGGCACUCAGGCCUGCUACCUGCUCAAGAUCAACUCCCACACCUCCACCACCGGCUCCGACGAGCAGAUACCCGACCCCUGGAGCCAAUACCUACAGAAGAGCAGUUUACAAAACCAGGACCUGCAUGAGGAAGGCCCUUCAGCACUGGUGAAUAACACAACGGUAGAGAACAGCACUAACGCCGAGGAUUUGGACAGUCCCGAUUCCUCAACCAAAGAUGCGGUUCCCAACAACUUCGACAGCCACCCCCUGCAGCUGGACCACCCCAGCGACCCCGGGGGCCCCCAGGAAACCCUGGAGGCCCUCCGGGCGGUGGCCCCGGGUCCCGAGGGGAAGAAGCAGCCGGGCGUGACGUCGCACGGGGCCUGCCUGACGCUGAACGACCACGACCGCAUCCGCCAGUUCAUCCAGGAGUUCACCUUCCGCGGCCUGCUGCCCCACAUCGAGAAGAACAUCCGGCAGCUGAACGACCAGCUGGUUUCCAGGAAAGGUCUCAGCAGGUCGCUGUUUUCCGCCACAAAGAAGUGGUUUGGAGGAGGCAAGGUCCCGGAGAAGAGCAUCAACGAGCUGAAGAACACAGCCGGCCUGCUGUACCCUCCUGAGGCCCCGGAGCUCCAGAUAAGGAAAAUGGCCGACCUCUGCCUCCUGGUGCAGCACUACGACCUGGCCUACAGCUGCUACCACACUGCCAAGAAGGACUUCCUCAAUGACCAGGCCAUGCUGUACGCUGCUGGAGCUCUGGAAAUGGCAGCAGUGUCUGCCUUCCUCCAUCCUGGCGCUCCCAGACCGUAUCCCGCCCACUACAUGGACACGGCCAUCCAGACCUACCGCGAUGUCUGCAAAAACAUGGUGCUGGCUGAGAGGUGUGCACUCCUCAGCGCUGAGAUUCUCAAAAGCCAGACAAAGUACUCUGAGGCCGCGACCCUGCUCAUUAAAAUGACAAGCGAGGACUCGGACCUGCGCAGCGCCCUCCUGCUGGAGCAGGCCGCGCACUGCUUCAUCAACAUGAGGAGCCCCAUGGUGCGCAAGUUCGCCUUCCACAUGAUCCUGGCCGGCCACAGGUUCAGCAAGGCGGGACAGAAGAGGCACGCGCUGCGGUGCUACUGCCAGGCCAUGCAGGUGUACAAGGGCAAGGGCUGGUCCCUGGCGGAGGACCACAUCAACUUCACCAUCGGCCGGCAGUCCUUCACGCUGAGGCAGCCGGAGAACGCCGUGUCCGCCUUCCGGCACAUUCUCAUCAACGACAGCAAGCAGGCCGCGUCGCAGCAGAGCGCCUUUCUGAGGGAGUACCUCUACGUUUACAAGAAUGUGAGCCAGGCGUCCCCGGAGGGCGGCCUGCCCCAGCUGCCCCUGCCCUGCAUCCAGAGCUCCGCCACGCGGGUCUUCUUCGGCCACGACCGGAGGCUGGCGGAAGGGGAGAAGCAGGCUGCCACGCACGUGAGUUUGGACCAGGAGUACGACCGGGACCUGUCCCAGCAGUGGAGGGAGCUGGAGGAGCAGGUGGUGGCCAUCGUGCACAGAGGGGUGCCCUCCACCUUCCAGCCCACGCAGUACUGCCUCAACAGCCAGACGGACAACACUCGCUUCCCCCUGGCCGUGGUGGAAGAGCCCAUCAUCGUUGAGGUGGUCUUCCGGAACCCUCUGAAGGUCCCGCUCCUCCUCACGGACCUCUCCUUGCUGUGGAAGUUCACCCCGAAAGAUUUCUCCCGACCGCAGGACGGGGAGGCGGGGGAGGCGGUGAGCAACGAGAAGGAGGCGCACUCUCUGAAGGCACCGUUAAAAAGUGACUUCAUCAGCACCGAGGUGAUCCUGGAGUUCUCCAUGAGCCUGGAGGAAACCAAAGUGGCCCGUCUGAAGCUGCUGCCCCACCAGACGGGCGAACUGCACAUCCUGGGCGUGGUCUACAACCUGGGCACAGCGCCCUCUCCUGCUGAAGGUGUCCCGGUGGGCGACGGCUUGACCGUGCGCGGUCGGCAGGACCUGGAGAUCCAGGGCCCUCGUCUGAACGGAACCAAAGAGGAGAAGACCUCCGUGACGCACGGACCCGACCGGCGCCUCGACCCCAUCAUCACCCCCCCCAUGCCCCUGCUGGAGGUGUUCUUCAUUAACUUCCCCACCGGCUUGCUGUGCGGAGAGAUCCGGAAGGCCUACGUGGAGUUCGCCAACGUGAGCCAGGUGCCCCUGACGGGCCUGCGGGUGGUGUCCAAGCACCCCGAAUUCUUCACGUUCGGCAGCCAGGCGGCGCCCCUCACCCCGCUCAGCCCCACCGCCUCGGAGCACUGCAGCGCCUACAAGACGCUGGUGACGGAGCAGGCCGCCGUCUCGCUGGUGUCCCCGGCCCACUUCGGGGCGGGCGCGGGCGGCCCCUGCCCCGGGGUGGUGCACAUCCCCCUGCCCGACGCCGUGCUCCAGCCCGGGGCCUCCGUCCAGCUUCCGCUCUGGCUGAGGGGCCCCGACCACGAGGGCGUGCACGAGAUCAACUUCCUGUUCUACUACGAGAGCACGGAGAAGAGGUCCAAGCUGAGUCAUCGGGUGUUGCGGCACACGGCGGUGAUCUGUGCCAGCCGCUCUCUGAGUGUGAGGGCCACGGCGCGGAGGAGCAACACCUUCCAGGAGCAGGAGGACGGGCCCGGGGGCAGCAUGCUGGUGUUCGUGGACGUGGAGAACGUCAACACUAAUGAGUCGGGGGUGAGGGAGUUCCACAUCGUGCAGGUCUCCAGCAGCAGCAAGCAGUGGAGGCUGCAGAAGUGCAUAAAUCCGUCCAAAGACAAAGAUUCUAAGCUCACGAGCCGGCAGAGGGGAAAGCUCUGCUUCAGAGCCACCAAAUGCAGAACCACGGAAGCUACCUCAAAAGCACAAGAGAAGUACACCUUUGCUGAUGUGAACCUCGGAAAUGAACAGAUAAUCAGCGCCACCACGCCCUGCGCUGACUUCUUCUUCCGGAGGUGCCCGUCGGCCGAGGCCAAGAAGAAGGCGGCCGUGGGCCACGGCGGCCUGCCGCACCCCAAGGGCUGGGAGUCGGGCGAGGAGGACCUGACCGGCGUGGUGCGCAAGUGCAGCGAGGUGGACCUCCACGUCAUCGUGCUCUGGAAGGCCUAUGUGGUUGAGGACAAUAAGCAGCUCAUCCUGGAGGGCCAGCUCCACGUGGCCCUGCAGACCAUCGGGAAGGAGGCGUGCUCCUUGACUCAGAAAGAGGAAGCUCAAGAAAUGGUGCUGCUGAAAUUCAGGCCCGAACACCCUCCUCCCCUGGCCCGGCCCUCCAUGGAGCAGCUGUCCUACCUAAUCAAAACCAACCUGCACUACCCCGAAUCCUACAGUCACCCGUUUCCUCAAAGGAGUCUGUGCAUGGUACCCGUUACCCUGAGGCUCUCCAACUGCUCCCUGGCGCAGGUUGAUGUCAUCAUAGACUUGAGACACAAAGCCACUAGCCCUGAGACCUUGGAGGUCCACGGGUCCUUCACCUGGCUGGGGCAGACCCAGUACAAGCUUCGGCUCCAGGCCCAGGAGAUCCACAAGAUCCGGCUGACUGCCUGCUUCAUCCACGCAGGGGUGUACAACCUGGGCACUCCCCGCGUCUUCGCUAAGCUCUCCGACCAAGGCUCCAUGUGCGAGACCAGCCAGCAGAACUCUAUGCCGGCUCUCAUCAUUAUCAAUAGCGUCUGAACUAACUUUAGAAAAUCGACUACAAUUAACUGAAUACCCAAUACUGGAAUCUUCAUUUUGUACUUCUUAAGAGGAAAAAAAAAAAUGAGAGAGAGAGAACCUGCAUCAGACAUGCUUGUAAACAUUGCUAUCGCAAGAUCUUAAAUAAACCUAGCUACAGUUUUAUGUCUCGACAGAAAAAAAAAGCAUUAUGGACUUUUAAGAGUGAAAUUAUUUUUUCUUUGUUUAUUUAUCUUUCGUCCCGGCUUGUAACUUCUUUUUAACGCUUUAGAAGAGGAGAAGGAGUGGGGUAUGAAGGUGCAGCUUUACCUCUUGGGGGGUUCUUGGUCUUCCACAGAACUUUUUUUGGUGUUGGAAUCGUUCCGAUUGAAGUGUUUGAACUAACGAAAGAUCAUUAGCUGGCCUCCACACAUGAAACCAAGCCGGAGACGAGUGCUUUGUUGGGUAAACUGGAAAUCGGCGGAGAACUCGGUUAGUUGGAAACGGUGCCUCUCGUUUCACAAACUUUGGUUUCUUUGGUUGCUGUCAUAUCUUUAACCAUCUGGAGCCCUGUAACUGAAUUGGAGCUGUGACACCAGACUUUUUUUUUUGAAAGAUCGUUCCAACCCGUUGAUGAAAAUAUCUCAGUUUGUCGGCACAGGCUGUGCGAGUCCCACACGCACUGUUUUAAUUUUCUACACACAAAUCAUUCCCCUUACUGUAACUCUACCGUUUGAUUAAGCUGUUAUUUAAGUGUAUCUACAUGACUGCUUUUCAGAAAAUGUAUUAUAUUUAUAACAAAUUUACUGUAAAUAGAAUAAAACAUAACCAAUA